Messenger RNA from Endocarpon pusillum Z07020, 1095 nucleotides. RefSeq names its product Deoxyhypusine synthase. The coding region runs from base 1 to 1095 and encodes 364 amino acids. Gene Ontology annotation, molecular function: deoxyhypusine synthase activity. The transcript has 3 exons. Lineage: Eukaryota; Fungi; Ascomycota; Eurotiomycetes; Verrucariales; Verrucariaceae. The record is from RefSeq and is a predicted model, not a curated record. Gene Ontology annotation, biological process: peptidyl-hypusine biosynthetic process. Gene Ontology annotation, cellular component: cytoplasm.
AUGGCUGGCACUCGGCCUAAAGAAUCCGGCAAUUCUGCGCCUGCGGAUGCUAAAGAUGCUGUCUUUGUGACUUCUGAUCCGCUUCCAAAAGGGGCAAUACCGGUCCAAGGAAUCGAUUUUGAUCGGCAUAAGGAGAAUGGCAUAUCGGUUGUUGAUCUAGUGGAAGGCAUGUCUAGUAUGGGCUUCCAGGCAAGCGCAGUGGGUGACGCAGUUCGAAUUAUCAAUGAGAUGAGGGCAUGGAGGGACAAUGAUACUGGCGAACGAUGCACCAUCUUCUUGGGAUACACGUCGAAUCUGAUAUCAUCUGGCCUUCGAGAGACCAUCCGCUACCUCAUCCAACACAAACAUGUCUCAGCGAUCGUCACUACCGCGGGAGGGGUGGAAGAGGACCUCAUCAAGUGCCUGGCACCGACUUAUCUCGGUUCCUUCUCUACGCCAGGACCAUCACUACGUGCACAGGGACUGAAUCGUAUUGGGAACCUGAUCGUGCCCAAUAGUAAUUACUGCGCUUUCGAGGACUGGGUUGUUCCGAUUCUUGACAAAAUGCUUGAAGAACAAGAAGCUUCUAAACCCACCAAUGACCCCAUUUUCUGGACGCCCAGCAAGGUGAUCAGACGGCUAGGUAUGGAAAUCAAUGACGACUCUUCUGUUUGCUAUUGGGCUUACCAGCAUGACAUUCCCAUAUUCUGCCCAGCCAUGACUGAUGGCAGUCUGGGAGAUAUGCUGUAUUUCCAUACAUUCAAGGCCUCGCCGCAACAGCUUCGGAUAGACAUUGUUGAGGAUAUUCGGCGGAUCAACACCAUCGCGGUGCGAGCGAAACGCGCUGGAAUGAUCAUUCUCGGUGGUGGGGUCGUUAAGCAUCACAUCGCCAACGCGUGUCUGAUGCGAAAUGGAGCUGAGAGCGCGGUGUACAUCAACACAGCCCAGGAGUUUGAUGGAAGUGAUGCUGGAGCCAGGCCAGACGAAGCUGUGAGCUGGGGGAAAAUUAAGGCAGAUGCACAAAGCGUCAAGGUAUAUGCCGAAGCGACUGUAGUCUUUCCAAUGAUUGUUGCAGCUACCUUUGCACGGCGAGAGACUCCCACGGCGGCUUAUUGA